Messenger RNA from Jaculus jaculus (lesser Egyptian jerboa), 1814 nucleotides. It is a transcript of the gene Tspan8, whose product is annotated as tetraspanin 8. Lineage: Eukaryota; Metazoa; Chordata; Mammalia; Rodentia; Dipodidae. The record is from RefSeq and is a predicted model, not a curated record. The transcript is spliced from 8 exons. Gene Ontology annotation, cellular component: membrane. The coding region runs from base 253 to 972 and encodes 239 amino acids.
AGUCAUGACAAGCGAAAAAAACAUACUCGCUUGACGAUGAUAGCCUUGGUGAUAUUUAAAUGACUGAGUUAAUUUUUUAUCCACUUUAAUAACUGGCAUUUUUUUCGUUCCAUCUACUUCUUCGUUUUCUAUUUCUGUUCUGAGGCUGCGGACACAGGCAUCUCUGCUGGCAAAUUACUCCAGAGCGUAUUGCAGAGCAGUCCUGUAAGACAGUUCUAUCAGCGGCAUCUGGGUGGCUACCCCUUCUCCGAAAUGGCAGGUGUGAAUAGCUGUAUAAAAUAUUCUAUGUUUAUCUUUAACUUCUUGUUCUGGAUAUGCGGUACUGUGAUCCUGGGAAUAGCAAUAUGGUUGCGAGUAAGCAAACAUGGAAAAGAGAUUAUUACUUCUGGACCCUCCGGCUCAGACCCCUUGCUGGCAGUGAACCUACUGAUCGCAGUGGGUGCCAUCAUCAUGGUCCUGGGUUUCCUGGGAUGCUGUGGGGCUGUGAAAGAGAGCCGCUGCAUGCUUCUCUUGUUUUUUAUUGGCUUGCUUCUGAUCCUGCUUUUGCAACUGGCAGCAGGAAUUCUUGGAGCUACUGUCAAACCUGGGAUAAACCGUGUUUUGAAUGAAACACUCUAUGAAAAUGCAAAUCUUUUGAGUGAAACAAGUAAUACAGCAAAAGAAUUCCAGGAAGCCAUGAUUUCAUUUCAGAAAGAGUUUGAAUGCUGUGGUUUGAUCAAUGGACCUUCUGACUGGGGGAAUAAUUUUCAACAAGCUUCUGAGUCCUGUGAAUGUACUCCAAACACAUCAAAAUCAUCUUGUAUAAGUUAUCAGGGAAAAAAUGUUUACAAACAGACAUGUGUUUCUUUUAUACAAGAACUUGUUCAGAAAAAUAUCAUCAUAGUUAUUGGAAUAGCAUUUGGACUGGCCAUUAUUGAGGUACUUGGUUUGGUGUUUUCCAUGGUGCUCUACUGCCAGAUUGGAAGCAAAUAAACCCGUGGACCUGACACCUUAUCAGUGGACCCCCUUAAAUUUUGUUUUGGCUUUGUAAAUUUAAAUACAUGAGUAUGUAUAUAUCAGGAACAAUUGUCCUAUUAAAAUAUUACACCUAGCUGGAUUGCAGAUAUUGUCUACAUAUUAAACAUAUUUAAGAUAUGAGGGGCAUAAGGAAAAUGAAUGUGUAAUUUUGCUCAAAAUAAAGAUGACAUUGUUUACAUUGGUGCUUUCAUGUCUGACCAUUGUGUUCAGGUGUUUCUGUGCUUGAAAUGUUCAUUUGGAGCCACCCAGUGGAAUGAACUUCAUUUUCAAGUGACAGGACUAUAGAUAGCUAAGGCAGUGAAUCUGGAAUUUUUUCAAAACCAAGACACUCUUCUUGAGAGGUGAGGUGUGGCAACCAUUGCUGAUGAGGUUGAGUUAAAUUUGAAGCUGAAAUAAUUGAGAAUGGUCCCGAUGCAAGAGUCACAUCUCCUUUCUCUCAUAGUGCCAGUGACUGAUAAUAGUGCCUCUCUUUUUCUGCAUAGGUACUGAGGGAAAAAAGUAAAGAGUAGCCACUAUCAGUCACAGAAUAUCUGGUUCUUCUCUGGCCUUUCCUCUGGGGAUACAAUAGUUAUAACAGUAUUUUCUUUCUAGUUCUUGAAAAACUAUUCUGGAUUUUACUUUCUACCAAAAUCUAACAUACAUGAGCCAAGUGAAUAAAUAUUAAGCAUGUAGCUCUGUGGACAGGCAUUUACUCAUGUAUACACUAUCCUGAUGAAAAUAUUCUCAGCAAGCUGAAUGCUCCUCAUGCCACCUCCCGGGGCAUGCUGGAAUUGGCUCAAGCCCACUCAUCAGAGGAG